Molecule: messenger RNA, 4884 nt
Organism: Carcharodon carcharias (great white shark)
Lineage: Eukaryota; Metazoa; Chordata; Chondrichthyes; Lamniformes; Lamnidae
Gene: prelid3b
Product: PRELI domain containing 3
Exons: 6
Coding region: 195-773 (192 amino acids)
Biological process (GO): phospholipid transport
Cellular component (GO): mitochondrial intermembrane space
Molecular function (GO): phosphatidic acid transfer activity
Source: RefSeq, a predicted model, not a curated record
GUGCUGACGGCUGUGGCGCUGUGGUCUUGCUACGUGCUGACGUCAGUGGUGGACGGUCUAUGGCUGCGUGCUGACGUCAGUGGGGCGCCGGUCGGGCUGUGUGGUGACGUGAGUGGCUGGCGGGUCGGGCUGCGUGUUGAAGGUACCCGGCAGGGCUUCAGAGCGCACGGAACCGGACAGAGAUUACUGGGAAAAUGAAGAUCUGGACCUCGGAGCAUGUGUUUAACCACCCAUGGGAAACUGUGUUUAAAGCUGCCAUGCAAAAGUACCCAAAUCCCAUGAAUCCGUGUGUUGUAGGAGUGGAUGUAUUAGAUCGACAUAUUGAUGACCAAGGCAAGUUGCAUAGUCAGAGACUGCUCAGCACAGAAUGGGGGCUACCGUCUGUUGUCAAAUCACUCAUCGGUGCAUCAAGGACACGGACGUAUGUACAGGAACAUUCUGUCGUAGAUCCCGCGAAACGGACCAUGGAGCUUAGAUCCGCAAAUAUAACGUUAACAAAUCUAGUAUCGGUGGAUGAAAGAUUGGAAUAUAAACCCCACCCACAGGACCCAGAAAAAACAAUUCUUACCCAAGAAGCUAUAAUCAGUGUUAAAGGGGUCAGUCUAAGCAGCUACAUGGAAGGAAUAAUGGCAAACAGCAUCUCUGCUAAUGCAAAUAAAGGACGAGAAGCAAUGGAAUGGGUAAUUCGCAAGUUAAAUGCUGAAAUCGAAGAGUUGGCAGCAUCUGCAAGAGGAAGUAUCAAAAUGCCGAUGGCUGCAACUUCAGUGGAAUAACAGCUGAGAGUUGUUGAGAAAUAUGUUGCUCACCUCGGGCUGUUUAGCCGACUGCUUCCCACUGUGCAUUUAAUUUCCCUCGUUCACUAGAGCUGUUGAUCUAAGAAACGAAAAGCAGCUUGGACUUGUUUGGUUCCUGCUCUGUUUCAGUGGGACACCCCAUACAGCAGCGUGCUGAUUGCGAUUGUGUCCCAGCUGUGCAGUGAUGAUGUUUCCUGGAGGGUUUGUUUUGUGGAGAGAAUGUAUUAGAACUGUAUUAGCACAGAGGGAAGUACUGGGUAUUAAUAUUUAUUACUAGGUAUAUCAUAAUGUUGGCAAAAGAAUUGAGAGAUGGCAAAGACCAGUAAGUUAGCAAUGGAGGAGCUUGUGAUCUCAGUGUUUCAGAUGUUGUGGCCCACAUACCUGCAGAGGUUAAAGAUAAAGCUGUGUUUGUGUCACUCACUUGCAUUGAUCAGAAAGCAGUACCCUCCCUGGUGGAUCAAUUUGACAACACCUUGUAUAACUGAAGAAGACAGAUCCGGUUCAGUCCUUUGUCUGGACUCCAUAGCCAGGUGGCCAGUAGGUUUGCUGCAAUUAGUCUCAGCAAUGCUAGACCAGAAAAAUCAGCCAGGAUUCCCAUUCCUGCUUGCUUUCCAGUAGCUCCUGUUAGAAAACAUGAGACUGGAUCAGCUGUGGCACCCAACAACCUACUGAUGCUUAUUGUCUUGUCUUUGCAACUUGUGACCUACCAUGUGGAUGAGGCACUGGAGAGUGGCAAAAUCCUUUUGAUCUUUAACCCAGCAGGACUCAGCACCUAGCAACUUUGAGCAGAGGUUGAGGUACAGGACACUCAAAUAUUUCACCUGCAAUUUGGACAAGCUCUUGUGAUUUAGACUUAAUGGAAAUAAGGGAUUAACAUGGGGUUUUCUGGCAUAAUUGUACUGUUAAAUUCAAAGUGAUCAAAACUUGGAAAAUAUUGUUGUUUUGGCCUCCCACACCUAACAGCCCAACUGUUAGUUCCAAAUAGCAAGUAUCAUGGCAUGAGUGUUUAAAAUUGCGGUAUUAAAGUAAGGAAGUUAAACAUUUGGAACUUAUAUGUAGUUCUCUGUCAUUCUGUGCAACAUUCUUCAAUAAAUGGGCCUCUGACAUAGUAAGCAAUAUCAUAUGGAGCUUCUAAGUUUAGCAAUGAAGUCUUCAGGUCAAGAGCAAGUUUGUAUCAUAAAACCAAGGGUAUUGUCGUAAUCUCAAAAAAGACUUUAUAGUUAUGGUUUUGUAUGAAAAGUUCCUGUGAAUCUCUGGGUAACCAGGUUUUGGUAAUCUUUGUCUCAUUAGUGUUUACAAUUUAACUUGGAGAGAAUUAUACCACAUAGCUGCCAUAGAUUUUCUACAUUGAAGUGUUGACAUUCCUAACACACUGAAACGUUAGUGAAGAUUUCCUGUAUGUUGUGGUACUUUGAUCUAGUGCUUUUUAAAAGAGACACUUGCUCGUUAAUUAUUUUUCAUCUUAACAGGAACAUCGUCUGAUCCAGCAGUAAAUUAGCAGAAGGAAAUGCAGUUCCUUCACCUCCCAAAGUCGCAUUACUUUUGAAUUAUCAGAAUUUCUGUGGGGCCUUGUAAUAACCCUUACAUAUCAUGGUUACCUCAGUGACCAGGCUUAGAACCCUUUCUUCUGACCCCAAGGGGCAAUAUUGAUUUCGGCUACUGGCUGGAUAUCUAGGAUGCUCCUGUAGCCACUUGCAGAUUACAGGGAAACAAUCCUUCUGUUGUACCAAACCAAUAUCACACAGUUAAAUGGGACAGAUCACCAUGUAAGAAUUCCUGAGCUAGGCCAUGUGGCAAGGGGAACCUGUUGUAUUGGUAAAAGCCACUUAACAAAACCUGGAGCUAAGCUGUUAUCUUUGUGACCUGUUUCACUUCAAACAGUUGCUUUAACAUUUUAAAAGCACUUGAAAAUGGAAUUUGAUUUAGUGUUCGCAGGAUUCUAGUUAUAAAGCAGUUUCCAGUUCUGAAUGUAAAAUGAUUAAUGUAACUUAUAGAGUUGGUGUAGUAAAGUGUCAGUUUGGCUCAGUUAGCAGCAAUCUUGCCUCAGGAUCAGAAGGUUGCUGGGGUAUAAGCCCCACUCCAUUGAGCACCAGCACAUUAGCUACACAGAAAUCAGUAAUGCCAUCCUUCUCGUGGGACUUGAUCAAGUCAAGUGGAUGUUAAAGACCCUAAGGCAGUAUUUCACAAAGGGAGAUUUUCCACUACCUUGGCUAACAUUCCUCUUUCAAUACCAUCAAAGCAAUAUUAAUUGAUCAUCUAUUACUAUUUGUGGGACCUUGCUGCAGUCAAAUUGGCUGUACAUUUCCUUACGUAAGUUACUCCACAGCAACUCAUUGAAAAUGAGUUUGAGAAGCUUUACAAAUGCAAUCGUUUAAUUUUAAUAGACUUUUUAUCUCUAAACUACAGGACAGUUUUGAGUUGAGAAUCUCAUUUGGGCUGUCCUGUCUUAGAGCUUCUUAUCUUUUUGAGCUCUCUUUCUGUAACAUUUUUGUUGGAGAGUUAAGAACUUUUGGCUUCUGAUGUGAAGCUGCUGAGCUGUUCGCUUCAUAACCACUGAUUUUACAUAGUACCAAUUGAUUAUUGAUUAGUAAAUACAGUAGGAUUUUGGUUUGCUCUCAGGGACUGUAUUCUACUCAGUCUCCAUUAUAUUUACAGGGAGUACAAACUCAGAGCUUGUGCUACUGCACAGAUGGGUUUACUUCCAUCGGAACACAGAGAGAACGACAGGUACAACUUUGAGCUGUCUCCAUUCACCAGCAUAUGUCUCAGUACACUGAUGGAAACAUUACUAUCUGAUGCUGAGACCUAACAUGCAGCACUAAAGUACAGGUGUUUACUAUUUCACUCAAGAUUGAAUCACACACAGCAUAUCUCGCAAUAAGAAAACUUCACUUCUUUGUUCUAAACUUCAAAUUUUCAUUUAAAUAAUUCUCUUAAUAUAAUUAUUUUCUGGGCUCACCUUGUAAUUUUAUCUGGGCAGAAUUGUGCCAAACACUUUCAGUAGUGUCACACUUUUAACAAUGUAUGGAAAAUGUCACUGCACGUGGUGAGUUUGCUACUCCACUCCAGUUUACAUAAUUGUACAGCUGGGAGAUGAGAUUAACAAAGUAGAUAUGUAGAGAGAGGAAGGCACAAUCAAUGUUUCAAGUCGAUUAAUUCACGUCAGAAUUUGUUCUGAUGAAAGGCCAUCGAAUUGAAACAUUGACCCUACCUCCCUCUUGCCACAGAUGCUGUGUUUUCAGCAUUUUCUAUUUUACUUCAGAUUUUCAGCAUCCGUGGUAUUUUGUUUUACAGUAGGUAGCUCAGUUGAAGAGUUCACACCAUCACAGAUACUUUCUUGCGCAGUAAUUUCAGUGACUCCCAAGGGGUACUAAGGCUGCUACGACUCUGUAGAGAUAGGUGAUUUUUUCUUUCAAACUGAGGUUUGGGACUGGAACCCAGUGUUUCAUCACCUCAUACCUACAGCUCAUACCUAAAGCUCAUUCUUUGAAAAGUAAGAUUCAGAUGGACGAAGAUUUAAUUAGGCAGUGUGACCCAAUAUUGUUAUCAAAGUUAAAAAUGACAUAAUCAGCGAAUGGACAAUUUCACACUGAAUUCUGCUGUAUGUUAGUAAGUUAAAUGGGUUCAGAGGACUGUUCCAGGCUCUACCCUUACACCUACUUUAUUUGGUUUUGCUGUGGUACAAUGAACAUUCCUCCCUGGGCCAGUCUGCAUCUACUUGUGUUCCCUUCUCUACAUAAAAUGGCCUGUGAGCUGGAAUCUUGUACCGCUACAAAAAGACAAUUUUUUACAUGCUGCUACUAACAUUUAUUAUUUAAUGUUUUGCUAGAUAAAGAUUCUGUUUAACUUAAUGUGACCAACAGAAAGAAGUGAGCAUUGGAUUAGGCUUGUUCAAUUGAAGCAUAACACAGUGUUAGUUUUAUAAAAAAAUUAUUUUCCUGUGUAAUAUCUCUGCUGCCUUUCAUUUCCAUGAAGGAGUUUUUUUGUAUGGAAUAGUAUUUAUUUUAAUAGCACUGAAUUCUACUUCAAAGUCCAGCCAAGUUAUCAUUUUUAACAAAACUGCUGACAAUAAAAUUGUGUUUUUAAAGUA